UAGUGCUGGCUGUAGAGAAGCGUAUCACUUCCCCAUUGAUGGUCUCCACCAGUGUAGAGAAGAUCGUGGAGGUGGACAGUCAUAUCGGCUGUGCUGUCAGCGGGCUGGUCGCAGACUCCCGUACCAUGAUCGACAAGGCUCGUGUGGAGGCACAGAAUUACUGGUUCACCUACAACGAGCAGAUGUCGGUGGAGAGUGUCUGCCAGGCAGUCGCAAAUCUCGCCAUCCAGUUCGGCGAGGAGGACCCGGAUCCCGGCGCGAUGAGCCGGCCGUUCGGCGUGGCGCUGCUGGUUGCCGGGAUCGACGAGAAGGGGCCGCAACUCUUCCACAUGGACCCCUCAGAUACUUUGUUUCAUCUGCAGUGCCUGUUCGUGAUAGCGGAUGGCCUUUCUGCAAUCACCAAGCUCCUUCAGUGGUUGGAGGCACAGCUGAGUGAGGAGGAGCCGCACUCUGUCAUUAAGGACAACAUCAACUGUCUGAAGAGGGACCAUGUACUGCAGCAGAUUAGGAGCCUGGUGCAAGACAACCCUGAGGUGGCCAUGGAUUCCAUCGUCCACAUGACCCAGCACAUGAGCCCCUCCCAGCGCAACGAGGUCGCUCGGAUUCUGGCAACCAUGGACACAUCGUCCUAG
Branchiostoma floridae (Florida lancelet) is the source of this 632-nucleotide messenger RNA. Its product is annotated as proteasome subunit alpha type-5-like. Bases 39 to 632 code for a protein of 197 amino acids. NCBI's taxonomy places the organism in Eukaryota, Metazoa, Chordata, Leptocardii, Amphioxiformes, Branchiostomatidae. The transcript is spliced from 5 exons. The record is from RefSeq and is a predicted model, not a curated record. Gene Ontology annotation, cellular component: nucleus; proteasome core complex; proteasome core complex, alpha-subunit complex.